AUGAUACCCCGGGCUGCUUUUUCCGCGCUCUUCUACGCCUCGAGCGUGCUCGCCGUGUGCACCAAACUCGAAGACUGCCCGCAGUACCAACACCUCAAGACGGCCGAAUGUCAGACCUACCACCACUUCGUCGCUCGCGGCUCGACAUCGUCCUACCCUGGCCACGUUCUUGAAACGGUUGGCAAAGUGUGCAAUGCGCUGAAUACAAACGAGAACUCCAAGGCCUGUGGAUAUGAGGAUGUCCAGUACCCUGCCUUGAAUGGGGAUAAGUGGUGCUCGUCCUCGCACGAGGGCGCAGUCAAUGGCGCCGAGCAAAUGAGCAACUACACUGCGAGGUGUCCAGAUAGCCAUCUGAUCCUCAUGGGCUUCAGCCAGGGCGGGAGUGUCCUGCUCGACGUGUUAGGCGGGGGUGGUGGCGAGCUCUGGGGAUGCGUGCAAGAAGAGAACCCCAAAAUGGACAUUACCACGGCCCCAGGCUCCAAGGUCGCUGCAGCCCUCGUCUUCGGACCCACACGCCGCUCCGCGCACCAGUCCUGGACUGUCGGUGGCGGCGACGCAUUCAACGGUUCCCGCCCUCGCACAUCAGAACAACUCUCAGGCCUACAGCCCUAUGCCGACGCCAACCUCCUCCGCGAGUACUGCCAGCCGGGCGAUCCCAUCUGCGCACCAGAUUCCGGCAAAACGGACAUGUCGAACCACCUGAGCUACUUCGACAAGUAUAGUGACGAGGCUGCGGCCUGGGUCCUGGAUCUGGCGCGCAAAGCCGAGCGCGGCAACGGCAGCACGCCAGAUCAGAGAUCGGGUGCAGGCGACAAGCUGGGGAGGAGCAUCGCGCAUCCAAUCGCAAAUGUCUUCAUACUUAUUUUUGUCGUAUUGGUCUUAUACUUCGUAGUCAGAAAGUACGCCUCUUGGAAGGCUUCAAAUGCCCGUCUCUCCUCGUAUGCGCCCGUCAAUACCACCGACAACGUAUAA
Molecule: messenger RNA, 972 nt
Organism: Cucurbitaria berberidis CBS 394.84
Lineage: Eukaryota; Fungi; Ascomycota; Dothideomycetes; Pleosporales; Cucurbitariaceae
Product: carbohydrate esterase family 5 protein
Exons: 3
Coding region: 1-972 (323 amino acids)
Molecular function (GO): hydrolase activity
Source: RefSeq, a predicted model, not a curated record